GCAGCUUCCUUUGUGUUUGCACAUACGGGUAUCUGUGCCCCGCCCGCUUCGUUCGGUCGACGUCGUGAGGCUGUGUGACUGUUGUUGUUAGUUCUGGUACCAGAGUCCCCGAGCUCCGUGACGGAAGGUGGGAAGGAUACGUUUUUAUACAGACGAUGGCGUCUAGUGACCCAGAGCGGGAUGACGGAUCUCCUGGAAGCUUGUCACCAACAUUAGACAAAUAUAUGGAGCAUUGUGACCCAUCGAAGUCCCCUAGAGCUUAUAGGCAUUAUUCAAGAUCCCGCUCACGUUCAAGGGAGCAUAAAAGGAAGACUGAUGAUGGAAAGAAGCACAGGAGCAGGAGUAAAGAGGGAAGAAAAUAUGACUCCAAAGACAAAUCCUCAAAGAAAUACAGAUCUGAUGACCCCGAUAAAGAGCAUUCGGACAAAGUAAGGGACAGGCUUAAUUCUUCAGAAAAUGGAGAGGAAAGACAUCGACGGAAAGAAAAGAGAUCGUCUAGAGGAAGAAGUCCUUCUGGGUCUCGAUCACGUGACAGGCGUCAUCGUAGUAAAAGUCGUGACAAGAAAAAGUCCCGAUCAAGGAGCAGAGAUCGUAAAAGGCGCCCUCGCUCUCGUUCAACAUCCAGGUCCAGGCACCGCCAUAGGAGUAAGAGUAGAAGCAGGAGUCGUGAAAAGAAGAAAAGACCUGACAAACCUAGAAGGCACAGUAGGAGCCGAAGCCGAACACCACCUAGUCCACCUCCGUUUCGAGGCAGAAAUACUGCAAUGGAUGCACAAGAAGCCCUGGCUAGAAGGUUAGAGAGGGCAAAGAAACUCCAAGAGCAGCGUGAAAAAGAAAUGGUUGAAAAGCAAAAACAGCAAGAAAUCGCAGCAGUUGCUGUUGCAGGUGGUGGGUCUGUGCUUAAUGUAGCAGCAUUGUUGGCCUCUGGAACUCAGGUGACCCCUCAAAUAGCUAUGGCAGCUCAAAUGGCUGCAUUACAGGCCAAGGCUUUGGCUGAAACUGGAAUUUCUGUUCCUAGUUAUUAUAAUCCAGCUGCAGUAAAUCCAAUGAGAUUUGCAGAGCAAGAGAAAAAGAGGAAAAUGCUUUGGCAAGGCAAGAAAGAAGGGGACAAGUCACAGUCUGCUGAAAUAUGGGAAAAGCUAAAUUUUGGAAACAAGGACCAAAACGUAAAAUUUAGGAAGCUAAUGGGAAUAAAGAAUGAAGAAGAAGCUGGAACAAGCUCUGUAGACAACAAAAGUAUAAAAACCUUAAAGCAACAAGAAGAAGUUUUUAGAAACCUUGAUGCUCAGUAUGAAAUGGCAAGAUCACAGACCCACACGCAGAGGGGAAUGGGUUUGGGCUUUACAUCAUCGAUGCGAGGAAUGGAUACAGUCUAGAAGAAAAUUAAAGAAGAAAGGGAUUGUCCACUCCUUGGAACUUCUAAAUAGUUCAGGUUCUUGUAACCAAAAAGCUAGACGACUAGAUUGCAUGGAUGUUGCAUUGACUUUAACUUAUUAAAAAAAAAUCAUUUUUGUAAAUAUCAGUGAUACUGGUGUUAGUGAUAUCAGUUUGCCUAUUUCCAUUAAAUGACAAUAGGAAGUCAUUUGUUUUACUAUUUGGACAUGUAAAUGAACAUAAAGCUUUGUUCACCAAUAUUUCCUGCUGGUGUGACUCCAAAAGCAGGUCUGAUAUCAUUGCUAAAUGUAUCCAAAUGUUGUGAAAAUUUCCACAAAGAAAAUUUGUGCCAGAAUACUUCUGGAUCUUGAUAAUAAUGGUUAUUACUGUGUGCUUUAGGUAUGUUUACAUUUCGUUUAGGUGUCUUCUGUCUGAUAGCACAUAUGUUUUCAAUACACUUUUGUUCUAUACACUUGUAAAUUUUGACAUAAACAAGGCCUUCAUAAGACCUUUGAGUUUUUUUGUUUUCUCUUUUUAUA
Bufo bufo (common toad) is the source of this 1913-nucleotide messenger RNA. It is a transcript of the gene RSRC2, whose product is annotated as arginine and serine rich coiled-coil 2. The record is from RefSeq and is a predicted model, not a curated record. The transcript has 10 exons. Bases 156 to 1376 code for a protein of 406 amino acids. Lineage: Eukaryota; Metazoa; Chordata; Amphibia; Anura; Bufonidae.